AUGGCAGGGACUUCAAGAACCACUAUUCCCUACGUUGACGAUUUUUACUUCUCAGCUCUCUAUGAUCAGGAGGAACUUUUUCCUAUUUCAGAUGAAAAAUAUGCAGAAGAAAUACAGUUGCAAGAGGCUCUCAUUUCCUCAGUCAUCUCUUCCAGAAUUCAAAAUGUAUCAUCAGAGAAGAUCAUAGAACACUUCAUCCAAAAUCGGAAUGUUAGAAAGACUGUUAUCGGCGAAUCUUCACAGGGCUUCUGUGCAAUUUGCUUGGAUACAAAACCAGCAGGAGAGAUAUUCAGGAACAAAGCUUGCACACACUCUUUCUGUGCAGAUUACAUCAGCAAAUAUGUUGCAGCAAAGAUACAGGAAAAUAUUUACAAUGUUAAAUGUCCAGACACCAACUGUAAAGGUAUUAUAGAACCCGAUUUGUGUCGACCCAUUGUUCCAAAAGAAGUGUUUGAUCGAUGGGAGAACACAUUGUGCGAGUCUGUAAUCCUUGGUAUGGAAUGUGGGAAGUUUCAGAAGUUGAACAAGGAUGAGAGAGGAAGGGAAGACAUGAUGCUGAUGGAACUUGCUAAGAACAAGCAAUGGAGGAGAUGCCCUCACUGCAAGUUUUACGUGGAGAAGGUUGAUGAUGCAGAAACAAUUUUUGUUAUGGGUGUGGAGCGAAGUGGACAAUUUCUCAUCGAUGCCACUAAACCAGGGGCUAAAGUGAAUGAAUUUCAAGAAAGGACUAGCUAG
This is a messenger RNA of Ilex paraguariensis (yerba mate), 735 nucleotides long. The record is from the annotation of a GenBank genome assembly. NCBI's taxonomy places the organism in Eukaryota, Viridiplantae, Streptophyta, Magnoliopsida, Aquifoliales, Aquifoliaceae.